Messenger RNA from Daldinia childiae, 1356 nucleotides. RefSeq names its product DNA-directed RNA polymerase I subunit rpa49. Gene Ontology annotation, biological process: transcription elongation by RNA polymerase I; RNA polymerase I preinitiation complex assembly; nucleolar large rRNA transcription by RNA polymerase I. Lineage: Eukaryota; Fungi; Ascomycota; Sordariomycetes; Xylariales; Hypoxylaceae. The coding region runs from base 1 to 1356 and encodes 451 amino acids. The transcript has 3 exons. Gene Ontology annotation, molecular function: DNA binding. The record is from RefSeq and is a predicted model, not a curated record. Gene Ontology annotation, cellular component: RNA polymerase I complex.
AUGGCAGAGCAUAAGGAAAAGAAGAGAAAGCGUAGCGAAGAUGCCGGUUCACGACCAAAGAAAAAGGUAGCUAUCCAAGCUCCUUCACAACCUAUACAGUCAAAUAUUGUUAAAGUCUCCUCCAUCCAGACAGCCAAAAGCUAUCCUCCAAUAAUAGCAACUUCUCCUGGUCUCUGUGUUCCCGAUUCAAUUAAAUUUCAGACAUAUACAUCCCCGCAGCCUACAGGUUCCAGGCGCAGUAAGAAGACAGAUGCGCACACACCCAGCCUCCUCCUACAUUCAUCCUCACACAGCAAGUUGGAUUAUACAGCAAAGGAAGAUGGGCCUGGUGGUCGGGAGUCGCAUCUUAAGCAUUAUAUCGGAGUUUUUGAUCCGAAGACGGGCCAACUGUCAGUCGUGGAAGCCAAGAAGAUGGCUGUCAGAGGUGCAGUUCGAGCACAGAAACCUCCAGAGGAAGAUGCAGAAGAAAGAAAAUCCUCCAAGACGAUGAUGGAACUACGCAACAACCUUGGCGAAGCGUUUGGAACUAAGAAAGCAAAGAAGGCGCUUGCUGCAAUCACCGAGAAUGCCAUUGCUCCAGAAAAAGCUGUCGCCGAUGCAGGCGGAAACCCUCAAAAGCUCAGCUCAUCCUCCAUGGCGCUAAUGGAUUCUAUCAACGACGUCACCGUGGGAAUGGCAUCUAAAGAAGAUCUUCAAGCAGUAGCCGACGCAGCGAAGCCAGUACCACCAGGAAAUUUUGAUGCCCAGGAGAUACAGGAUGUGUAUACUAUCGAAGAAUUGAUCGGAGGUGAAAUUUUAAAUGCCAUUCCAAUUAGAGACUGGCAAGAACAACUUAAGAACGGAGAAAACUCCGCAAUACCGACCAAGUUCAUUGCCAACCGAUUUCAGGCCGUUGGAGAAGGACCAAACCCAGUGCAUAGACUUCGAGCUCUUCGAUAUCUAGAAUUCCUUAUCAAAUUCGUCAGGAAUACUAAACCAGGAAAGGAUAGGGGCACAAAACGAAUCCCGCCGAAAGACAAGCUCAGGGAGAUAAUGAAGCCUGCUCCAGAACCCGUUAUCGAGAACAUUAGGCGAAAGUUCUCAUCUAACGCAGAGAUGAGGAAGUUCCAUGUCGAUUUGGUGUACACUUAUUGUUGUGCUCUCGCGGCGAUACUGUCGAACUAUAGCUUCGAUACAAGCUCUAUUAGAUACGACUUGGGCCUAGACGAGAAGCAAUUCGGACAGUAUUUCCGCGAGAUUGGUGGCAAGGUUAAAACUGCAAAGGGUGCAGAAAAAGGCACGCAUGUACAAGUGGCGCAAUUAGCUUUGCCAUUGGAAUUCCCGAAGGUCAGAUAUCAACGCCCACGAGGGCGUUAA